GCGGUAAUAAACACGACAGUAGCUUGCAGACCGCUAACAAAAGAAGAAGAAAGUAAAGGAAAAAUACGACAAGGAAGCUUUUGUUUUAUUUUGUUGUCACCGCGACAGAAUACACGUUUUUUGGAACUAUGUCGUCUUUACAAACUGUUGAGCCAAAUGGACAUAAAGGGAACAGGCUGGCGUGUUCAUUGUACGGAUGUACACGCGUGUAUACAGACGCCACUGCUUUGGAAAGUCAUGUCAGGGACCAUGAAAUCCCAGCUCAGUCUCUAAAUGGUAAAGUGUUCCACUGCUGCACUGCAGGAUGCAGCUGCUCCUUCCCAAACAUGCACAAACUAAUGGAACACACCCGACGUCAUCAUAAACCCAACCUGUUCUUCCAGUGCGAGAACUGCCGCACAAAGCUAAAAUCCUACCGUGGCCUCCUGAGUCACCUCAACACCUGCUCCAAAGUUCCACGGGGGAAAAUCAAGUCAAUGGAGCCGACAUCCCUUCAAGCGGUCGCUUCAACAACUAACCCAAACCCACCUCAGCUGGAGGCGAUGUCCACGCCACACCAACUCACCUCUAACAUCACUGACAAUUCACUGUCUGAUACCACUCUUCCGCCUAUCCUCCUUCCUCAAUGCUCGUUGAACCAAGACACUUUCAGGGUCUCUAGUGGUCUGGGAGAAGAACCCAGGUGAACCUCUCGUCCACUUAAAGCAAACCCACCUCAGACCAAUACUCUAGUAUUUACACCAUUUGUUCUUGAGAGGCCAUUUAUAAACUGUGUGAACAAGAACAUUAAAUGUGUUUUGAAUAAAAUACACAAAAGCCACACUUGUACCAAGCCACAUACUUUCCAGGAAGCUCACCGGAGUAAAAGUGGAAUUUUCUGCGGUCUACGAUACUUGAAAACAUUUACAAGUACAAGUGAAAGAGCAGAAGGGGAGAGGCUAAUGAAGUGGUUCCAAUUAACAAAAAUAAUGAGAAAAGAACAGAGCUAAAUAUUGCAAUCAACAUGUGCUGUAAAUUUAAAAACGAUGUGACAAUACUAUGCUGUAAGGGUGUAACGGUACACAAAAAUUUCGGUUCGGUACGUACCUCGGUUUAGAGGUCACGGUUCGGUUCAUUUUCGGUACAGUAAGAAAACAACAAAAUAUAAAUGUUAUGGUUAUUUAUUUACCGAAAUUUGUAAACAAUGGCUUUAUCCUUUUAACAUUGCUUUAAAAUAGCUCUGUGUGUGAUGGAUGUGAGCCACCACUAGGCUGAUCAGUGCAACAGCAGGCAGUCAUGAAUGCUAAGCAUAACAAUAACAUACAUAUACACACAGGGUCCAUUGCCAGGGUUAAUGCAGUCAACAUAUAUAAAAUAAAAACUAAAUAAGAUAAGGCUCAGAAUUGGUUUCUUAACAAAACCUUUCUACAUAUAAAGUGCAACAUUAAACGGCUUCAAGUUGUUGCUCAGAUUAAAUAAAAUGACAAAACUUUUCUUCUACAUAUAAAAAGUGCAACAUUAAACAGUUUCAAGUCACUCAGCCUCAGAUUAACUUUUCUUCCCCCCCCCCCCCCCCAGCCUUUAGCCCUGGUGACUUUCACUCAAUUUUCAUGUUUUUUGCCAGAAAAAUCAGUUUAUCCACAUUGUCUGCAGAAAGAGCAGACCUGCUUGCAGUUACAAAAUCUCAGUGGGUCAAAAUCUAAUUUUUAAUGCAAUAUGGUCUUAAAUCUGCUGCUAUAAAAACACCAAUGACAUUUGUUGUUGAAGCGAUGUUCACUUGGGUGUGGUGACGCUUCAAAUGGGUUAGCAUGUCUGACGUGUUGUCAGAAGCAUACCCUACAGCUGCUGAACAAUGUCGGCAAACCUCCGUCCUCCAUUGUUGUAUCGCACCGUGAAGCCGACGUAUUCCCAAACGGGAGAUCUUAAUGAGGCAAGAGGGUCUUCCAGCUGUCUUUUACAUGUUGUCGUAGCCCGGUCGUUGCUAGCAUGCCGUGUGUUGUGCCUCGGUGUGCAUUGUUUACACAACGUGCGGUACUCUACUUAAUAUGUCCAUGUGGAAACUCGUUCAGUACACCUCCGAACCGAAACCCCCGUACCGAAACGGUUCAAUACAAAUACACGUACCGUUACACCCUUACUAUGCUGUCAUAACUCACCUCCAGGAGCUACAUUGGCACAAACAACACAGAACUCCAACUUCCCAGUUUUAUAUCCUUUUAAUAA
This is a messenger RNA of Entelurus aequoreus (snake pipefish), 2202 nucleotides long. Its product is annotated as zinc finger protein 414-like. The coding region runs from base 129 to 686 and encodes 185 amino acids. The transcript is spliced from 4 exons. Lineage: Eukaryota; Metazoa; Chordata; Actinopteri; Syngnathiformes; Syngnathidae. The record is from RefSeq and is a predicted model, not a curated record.